CUCCUUUGUUCCUACAUCUUCAUGCCCUUCUCCUUCAUGAUGGGAGUUGACUGGCAAGACAGCUUCAUGGUCGCCAAACUCAUAGGUUACAAGACAUUCUUCAAUGAAUUUGUAGCUUAUGACCACCUCUCAAAACUGAUCAAUUUGAGGAAAGCAGCUGGACCCAAAUUUGUGAAUGGCGUGCAGCAAUACAUGUCGAUUCGUUCUGAGACCAUUGCCACCUACGCCCUCUGUGGUUUUGCCAAUUUUGGUUCCCUAGGAAUAGUGAUCGGCGGACUUACAUCCAUAGCUCCGUCCAGAAAGCGUGACAUUGCCUCUGGAGCAAUGAGAGCCCUGAUUGCAGGGACAGUUGCCUGCUUCAUGACAGCCUGCAUCGCAGGCAUGCUCUCCGGCACCCCGGUAGACACCAACUGCCAUCACAUUCUGGAGACCACCAACUUACUCAGCAACACAACCGAAGUGGUGUCUUGUUGCCAAAGUCUCUUGAACAGCACUGUCGCCAAGGGACCAAAUGUGGUCAUCCCAGGAGGAAACUUCAGCCUCUUUGCUGUGAAGAGCUGCUGCGAGUUGUUGAAACCAUCAACACUGAACUGCAGUUGGGUCCCGAACACACCAUGAGCUCAGCCGUGUAUCCGGUGGGAUUCUGAAUGCAGAUGCUGGGUUUUCUGCCCUGGAGGGGACAGAGCUAUUGCCACAGGUUCAUAACUCCAUCACAGACUCAGCUUUAAUGGCAAAGAAGGAAGGAAGUGUGGAGGGACACUUCUGAGGGACAGCGUCUCCUGCCUUCCCUCCCUUCUUAGCCCACCCUCUCUCCAUGGAGAACUCCUAUGAUGACACCCCAAACCGAGGCGUGAUCUUCAGUCCAAAUAAUGUCCUCUUUCUAUUUUCAAGGAUUCCAUGAGAAAGUAACAUAUAUGUGUGAGUAUAUAUAUAUAUAUAUAUAUAUAUAUAUAUAUAUAU
Messenger RNA from Cricetulus griseus (Chinese hamster), 960 nucleotides. The record is from RefSeq and is a predicted model, not a curated record. NCBI's taxonomy places the organism in Eukaryota, Metazoa, Chordata, Mammalia, Rodentia, Cricetidae.